AUGCCUCAGAUCAUUAGUCACGUCUCUGGCGCACAAUGGGAGAAGGACGGCCCGCAGUCACCGACCCAGAAGUUCUUCAAGCAAUAUGUCAAUGCCGUUGAUUCGAGGGGCUACGACAGCGGCUCUGGGCUCAAGUUCUACUCCAAGGAUGUGAUCUUCCACAACCAGAACAACGCCGUCUACCACGGAGGAGAUGAAAUGUGGGCGUGGAUGAAGAAGCUCUUCGACGUGUUUGAGUGCAUCCAGCACGACUGGAUCCACUUUUUGGAGAUUGAGCGUGAUGAUGGGACUAGCCAGAUAUACACUCAGAAUAUUCGGAACCUUUGGCUUCGCGGGAACAAGGAAAGCAAGCCGACUGUUAGCAUCCCCAUUACGAUGAUUGCUAUUAUCGGGAAGAGUGGAAGCGACGAGACUCCGGAGGGGCUACAUUUUAAGGAGGUCUGGCUCUACUGGGACACGGCCCUUCUUUUGCCUCAUCUCCCUAAGGAUGCUGUAGUUUUCAAGACAAAGAAUGUCUUGCACGGGGAUAAGGACUUAACUCAGUAG
Fusarium oxysporum Fo47 is the source of this 546-nucleotide messenger RNA. RefSeq lists its product as uncharacterized. The record is from RefSeq and is a predicted model, not a curated record. The coding region runs from base 1 to 546 and encodes 181 amino acids. NCBI's taxonomy places the organism in Eukaryota, Fungi, Ascomycota, Sordariomycetes, Hypocreales, Nectriaceae. The transcript has a single exon.